AUGCACGGCAGGAGGAGGCAGACCCCGGAGGAGGCGGCCGCCAGGCGCGAGGCCUCCUUGCCUCGCGUCAAGGCCCUCCGCGCGCUCCAGGCGGACGUGGUGAGGCGGCGCAGGGACCGCGUGCACACCGCGGAGAGCAUGGCGGUCGCCGGACGGCUGCUGGAGAUCAACCCCGACGUGGCGGUCGCGUGGAACUUUCGCAGGGAGUGCAUCCGGUCGCCGGGGAGCACGGGCCGGGACGAUGCGAACACCGACGUCGCAUCGUCGGUCGCGGCGAGGGAGGGACGCGCGGGGGUGGCUUCGGCGGGCGACGACGCGGCCGCCGGAUCCCCGCCCGACGACGCAGAGGCGACCACGGCCGAUCCCACCCGCCCAGCCUCGUACGUGCCUCCCCUCGAGGACGAGCUCGCGCUCACCGAGAAGACCCUGCGCAAGAACCCGAAGGGGUACGGGUCCUGGCACCACCGGCGAUGGACCGUGGAGAGGCUCGCCGCGACCGACGCAAAGGAGGCGACGUUGCGACGCGAGAUGGCUCUGAUCUCUCAGAUGCUCGAUGUCGACGACCGCAACUUCCACUGCUGGAACUACAGGCGCUUCGUCGUCUCGUUGAUGGACGGGGGCAGGGCGAUCGACGAGGCGGAGCUGGAGUACACCACGCGAAAGAUCGAGCUCAACUUCAGCAACUACAGCGCGUGGCACUCGCGGACGAAGGUGCUCCCGAAAGUCUCGGACCUGUCCAAGGAGGCGCUGGAUCGAGAGUACGAGCUGGUGCAGCAGGCGUUCUUCACGGAACCGGAGGACCAGAGCGGGUGGAUAUACCACAGGUGGCUCACCGCGCAGACGCUCAUGGGCGCGCGGGACGGCGACGGGGACGAUGCGGCCGCGAUGGAGACGCUGCGGCGGGAGGCGGGUCUGUGCCGCGAGCUGAGCGAGAUGGAGCCGUCGAGUAAGUGGCCGGUGGUGACGCGUGCGAGGCUGGUGCGGGCGACCGGGACGGAGAGCGGGCGGAUCGAGGCGGGGACGGAGUUCGCGCGGCUGGCGAGUCUGGAUCCGAUGCGCGUCGGGUACUACUGCGACUGCUGCGCGCGGCGGUGA
Messenger RNA from Micromonas commoda, 1095 nucleotides. RefSeq lists its product with no specific name. The record is from RefSeq and is a predicted model, not a curated record. Gene Ontology annotation, molecular function: Rab geranylgeranyltransferase activity. Gene Ontology annotation, biological process: protein geranylgeranylation. The coding region runs from base 1 to 1095 and encodes 364 amino acids. The transcript has a single exon. Lineage: Eukaryota; Viridiplantae; Chlorophyta; Mamiellophyceae; Mamiellales; Mamiellaceae. Gene Ontology annotation, cellular component: cytoplasm; Rab-protein geranylgeranyltransferase complex.